Molecule: messenger RNA, 9064 nt
Organism: Pteropus alecto (black flying fox)
Lineage: Eukaryota; Metazoa; Chordata; Mammalia; Chiroptera; Pteropodidae
Gene: THADA
Product: THADA, armadillo repeat containing
Biological process (GO): tRNA methylation
Cellular component (GO): cytosol
Source: RefSeq, a predicted model, not a curated record
AACAAAGCAUCUACGUCUAUUUUUUGAUCUCGCCCCGUCCCAGCUCAUAGGGUAGCGUUCAGCACCUAGUUAUUUUAAUUAUUUUUAAAGGUCUGAACUAUCCAACAAUUUGCAUUAUGUGUAAUGUAUAUAUCCGAAAUAGUGGGUAAUUUUCAAUGCUAGAGCCUGGCAACGCUACAAGAGCGCUCCUUCUUUACUGAAUGAAUCAAUGCACUUUGGCAUACGUUAGUUCAUUUCUGAACUCAUUUUCCUCAAAAUUCUUAUUGCAGCUUCGGUUCAAAGCCUGCCCCAUCCUCUCUACCCCAUUUAGCUGACUUUAAAAUCGUUAGGCUGGCUCCUCGUUCCCGAAACCCGAAGGCAGUUUUCUCUCCGUCUCUGCUUUGGGCAAGCCGAAUUGGAAAACAGCGGUGUCUGGGUGGAGGAAAAGGUGCGUCCCACCCACUCGGGGGUGCGGAAAACAACAGCCUAAACUUCUCUCAGGGGAUUAAGGAGGGGCGGGUUCCAACCCAAAGGGUCAAUCCCAACGCCUGAGGUGUGGCACAGCGCACUCUCUGCAGUCAGAAUCUAACUAAAUCCACGCUCUAACAUCCGUUCCCCGGUGACGUCACGUUUCCGGACUCCUGAUUGGAGGAGCGCGUUAGCUCAAUUAUCGCGAUGACUCCUCCUCCAGGUCCUCUUGCUUCCAUCCCUUCGCAGCGACCCGGUGGUAGUCGAUAGCAGACCACGUUGACAGUCACCAAGACACCGGAGAACUGUACCAGCUUCCGGGACUAAUCUAGACGGCCGCGACUCUUCGCAGACGCCCACGGGCACGAGGUUUGGCUCUCAGGCGUCCUGUUUGCCAGAUCCUCCACGGCGCGUGACUCCCCUGCGCGGCCACUUUGUUAGAGCCACCAGGACUACUGUUCUAUUUAAAAUGGUCGUAAAGAAGAAGAAAGAAAUGCAAGUUAUUGCAUUGACCAUUUGUCAUCAGGACCUUGAAACUUUGAGAUCUCUGGCUGAUGUGGAAGGGAAAAAUCUAGCUUCUUUGCUGUUAAACUGCGUACAACUCACUGAUGGAGUAUCACAAAUUCAUUAUGUUAAACAGAUUGUGCCUUUACUGGAAAAGGCAGAUAAAAAUGGCACGUACGAUCCUACUAUUAGAAGUUGCUUGGAUAUUUUAGCAGGCAUGUAUCUUUCUUUGAGUGUAAAGAAUCCCUUGAAGAAAGUCUUGGCAAGCUCACUAGAUUGUCUACCAGAAUUUUUUUUAACUGAAGCCAUACAAAGUUUUACUUCUCGUCUUCAUGAAGAAUUGAACACUACUGACCUAUACUCUUAUAGGAAAGUGAUUGACAAUAUAUCUUCCUGUAUGGAGAACUUUAACUUAGGUAUAACGAGUGUCAAUAAUCUUCUUAAAAAUGCACUUCAUUUUCUGCAGAGGAGUUUAAUUGAAAUCUCAGAAGAAAAUAGAAAAUUUGCUGGGAAUCAUAUUGUUCAAACGCAGUUGAUGAAUGACUUGUUGGUAGGCAUGAGAGUUUCAGUAAUGUUAGUACAGAAAGCACAAGGCCUCCAGAGAAUUCAUUUGAAGAUUUCCAGUUCUCCCACAUGGCAGAGUAUGUGUGGACUUCUGAGUAUUUUCGCCAAGUUUUUAAGUGAUGAUAAUCUCUUACAGACAAUUCAGAGUACAUCUGGGUUGACUGUUAUUCUUUUUAUUAAAGCUAUGUUUCAUCCACCUGAAAAGAUUCCUAAUUUGAUUAGCAGUUUGCUUCUUCGUUCAGUGGACUGCACGAGCAUCCCCGAGUGGUUUUUGAACUGCUGUAGGAGCCUUUGUUGUGCUGAUGUCUCCGAGUCAGCUCUUUUAUUCCUGUGUCAGGGGACACUCACCAUGUUGGACUGGCAGAAUGGGGGGAUGGGCCCAAGUGGGGAGGCCCUGCUCUUGGAUACUGUGCACGUUUUGUUCACCUUGAGUUCACAGAUCAAGGAAUCAACUCUGGAAAUGUUUCUGUCUAGAAUUUUGGCAUCUUGGACUAAUUCGGCCAUAUAUGUCCUGCAAUCAAGUUCCUCAAGCCUAAAGGACAGUCUGAAUGGGAAUUCAAGCAUAGUUAGAAAACUUUUGGAAUAUGUCUAUACCCACUGGGAACAUCCAUUGGAUGCUUUGAGACACCAAACCAAAAUCAUAUUCAGAAAUAUUCUCCAAAUACACCAGCUCACUGUAGGAGAGUCAGGUUUAGAAGAGUCAAAUUUGGCUGCUGAUCGUUUCAUUUUUGAACUGACUGAGAGUCUUCUGCAAUUAGAAUGGCAUAUUAAAGGAAAAUACAUAUGCCUUGGCUGUUUAGUAGAUUGCAUAGGAGUUAAACAUAUUCUGGCAUUAGCUAAAACUAUUCCAUCACAAAUCUUAGAAGUGAUGGGGGACCAGUCACUAGUACCUUAUGCAAGUGACCUCUUAGAAACCAUGUUUAAAAAUCAUAAAAGUCAUUUGAAAGCUCAGGCUGUGGACAGUGCUUGGAUUGAUGAGUGGCAUGAGACUUGGGUUUCUCCUCUCCUUUACAUCCUGUGUGAAGGAACUCUGGAUCAAAAAUCUUAUGUGAUUGAUUAUUACUUGCCAAAAUUAUUGAAUUGCAACCCUGAAAGCUUAAGCUACAUGGUACAGAUUCUUCAGGCAUCUGCUGAUGCUAAAACUGGGUCUUAUAGUAGUAGAGGGGCUCUGGGAGCAUUGAUGGCAUGUCUACGAACAGCUAGAGCUCAUGGACAUCUUCAGUCUGCAACUGAUGCCUGGGGGAAUCUUGUGUCCAGUGCAAAAAUAAAGCAGGGCUUAAUUCAUCAGCACUGCCAAGUACGGAUAGAUACAUUAGGCUUGCUUUGUGAAAGUAAUCGAAGCACAGAAAUCGUUUCCACAGAAGAAAUGCAGUGGAUUCAAUUCUUUAUCACAUACAAUCUUAACAGCCAGUCUCCAGGAGUUCGGCAACAGAUUUGUUCUCUUCUUAAAAAGUUGUUUUGUAGGAUACGGGAAAGUUCUCAGGUACUUUUUAAACUGGAGCGAAGUAAAUCUAAACAUGAACCAGAAAAUGAGUUAACCAGACAACACCCAUCUGUUUCUUUACAGCAAUAUAAGAAUUUCAUGUCAUCCAUUUGCAACAGUCUUUUUGAAGCAUUGUUUCCUGGCUCUUCCUAUCCAACUAGAUUUUCAGCUUUAACCAUUUUAGGCUCAAUAGCUGAAAUUUUUCCUGUCCCAGAAGGUCAAGUCCAAACCGUGUAUCAGCUGAAUCAUGAUAUUGAUGUUGGUCGUUUCCAAACACUAAUGGAGUGUUUUACCAGCACUUUCGAAACAGUGAAAAUUUUAGCAUUUGAUCUUCUCAUGAAGUUACCAAAAACAGUUGUACAGUUUCAGGAUUCAGAGAAACUGCAAGGCUUAUUCCAAGCAGCACUGGUGCUCAGCACCAGCAGCAAACAAUAUCCUAGGGCUGGGGGUUCUGAAUGCGGAUGGUUCUUAAUCUGGCGGAAUGCUCUGCCGUCAUCUCUGUCUGCCUACUUAAAAACUUAUCAGGUUGCAUGUGGAGAUGGAGAUAAAUCUGCUUCUGUGGUGGAAAGUAACACAUUAAUGGUUAUCAAAUGCUUGUUGGAAAAUCUUGAGGAGGAAAUAUCUCAGGCUGAAAAUUCUCUGCUUCAGGCAGCAGCAUCAUUCCCAAUGUAUGGACGAGUUCACUGCAUAACAAGAGCUUUGCAGAAGUUACCUCUAAACAGCCUGCAGUUGGUGAGUGAAUGGAGACCUGUAGUGGAGAAGCUCCUUUUGAUGUCCUACAGGCUUUCUGCUGUGGUGUCUCCGGUCAUUCAGAGCUCUUCUCCAGAAGGCCUUAUCCCAAUGGACACUGAUUCAGAGUCAGCAAACCGCUUACAGACGAUUCUGAGUGAGAUUCAACCACGAGAUACUAAUGAUUACUUCAAUCAAGCCAAAAUAUUGAAAGAAUGUGAUAGCUUUGAUUUGGAGGACUUGAAGGCCAGUGUAUCGAAUAUUGAUACUUCUGCAGAAAUCAAAGGUAAAGAAGGAAAAACAUGUGAUGUAACUGCUCAGAUGGUGCUGGUAUGCUGUUGGAGAAGUAUGAAGGAAGUUGCUUUACUUUUAGGCACACUGUGCCAGCUUCUACCAAUGCAGUCUGUGCCAGAAUCUCCUGAUGGAUUAUUGACGGUGGAGCAGGUAAAAGAAAUAGGAGCUCACUUUAAAAAACACCUUUUACAGUCCAGGCACAGAGGAGCAUUUGAACUAGCUUACACUGGCUUUGUGAAACUCACUGAAAUACUAAACAGAUGCCCUAAUGUGAGUCUGCAGAAGCUACCAGAACAGUGGUUAUGGAAUGUUUUAGAGGAAAUUAAAUACAGUGAUCCUUCGUCUAAACUUUGUGCUACAAGGCGCAGUGCUGGUAUUCCUUUCUACAUACAGGCACUAUUGGCAUCAGAACCUAAGAAAGGCAAAAUGGAUUUGUUGAAAAUAACAAUGAAAGAGUUAAUCUCUUUGGCCAGGCCUAUGGAUGACUCGCAGAGCACAGUCUCCCAGGUUCAUGCUUUAAAUAUCCUUAGAGCCUUGUUCAGAGAUACACGUCUGGGAGAAAAUAUUAUUCCUUAUGUUGCCGAUGGAGCUAAGGCUGCAAUUCUGGGCUUUACGUCACCAGUCUGGGCAGUGAGAAAUUCAUCCACACUUCUCUUCAGUACCUUGAUCACAAGAAUAUUUGGAGUUAAAAGGGGAAAGGAUGAACUUUUCAAAAAGAAUACAAUGACAGGGAGUGAAUUUUUCUCUCGUUUCCCAGAACUCUAUCCUUUUCUUCUCAAACAGUUAGAAGCUGUAGCCAAUACUGUGGACAGUGAUGUAGGCGAACUAAACCAUCAUCCAAGCAUGUUUCUCUUACUUUUGGUGUUGGGGAGACUCUACCCUUCCCCGAUGGAUGGCACCUGUUCUGCUCUCAGCAUGGCACCCUUUAUUCCCUUCAUUAUGAGAUGUGGUCACUCACCUGUCUACCGCUCCCGUGAAAUGGCAGCUCGUGCCCUGGUCCCAUUUGUUAUGAUAGACGAAAUUCCUGAUACCAUCCGAGCUCUGUUGGCCAAACUCCCCAACUGCACUGACCAGUGUUUCCGGCAAAACCAUAUUCAUGGGACACUUCUCCAGGUUUUUCAUUUGUUACAAGCCUUCUCAGACUCCAGAUACAGAAUGAAUGCAUACUUUAAGCAGGAGCUGGCUGACGUUGCAGCUUGUACCAAAGCCAAAGUCUGGCUGGCCAAGAGGCAAAAUCCCUGUUUGGUGACCAGAGCUGUAUAUAUUGAUAUUCUCUUCCUGUUGACUCGCUGCCUUGACAAAGCCACAAAAGGCAACCAGCCAGUUCUGGAUCAUCUUGGCUUCUGGGAGGAAGUCAGAAAGAUCAUCUCAGGAUCAGAGCUGAUAACGGGAUUCCCCUAUACCUUCACGGCGCCAGGCCUGCCCCAGUACCUCCAGAGCAUCACCAAACUAGCCAUUGCUGCAGUAUGGGCAGUGGCCGCCCAGGCUGGAGAGCAGACAAGGGAUGUUCCCAUCUCAUUCUCUCAACUAUUAGAGUCUCCCUUUCCUGAAGUGCGCCUGCUGACACUGGAAGCCCUAUUGGAAAAGUUUUCGGCAGCAGCCUCUGGAUUAGAAAUGAAAGAACUGCCAUCCUUGCUGUGGAAUAUGGGAGAGACGUUCUUGAUGUUGGCUAUGAAGGAAAAUCACCCAGAGUGCUUCUGCAAGAUACUGAAAAUUCUCCAUCGCAUGGACCCCAGUGAGUGGCUUCCCCACACGGAACGCUAUAUUCAUCUAACCCCAAAGGAGUUCUUGAACUGGACAAUGGAUAUUGCUUCCAAUGAAAGGUCUGAAAUUCAAAGUGUAGCUCUGAGACUUGCCUCCAGAGUCAUCGCCCACCACAUGGGGAUGUGUGACCAGACCAGGGACUCAGUAGCCCCUAAACUGAAGCAGUGGGUUCAGUUGGUCGUCUCAGCCUGUGGAGAUCACCUUCCCACAGAGUCCAGGCUGGCCGCUGCCGAAGUCCUCACCAGCACUGCACCAUUUUUCCUCACCAACCCCCAUCCCAUUCUUGGACUACAAGAUACACUUGCUCUCUGGAGGUGCGUCUUCACCCUCCUGCAGAGUGAGGAGCAAGCCAUCAGAGACACAGCCACGGAAACCGUAAUGACUGCCAUAUCACAAGAAAACACCUGCCACUCAACAGAAUUUGCCUUCUGUCAGGUGGAUGCCUCUAUUGCCCUGGAUCUGGCCCUGGCUGUGCUGUGUGACCUGCUCCAGCAAUGGGAUCAGCUGGCCCCUGGACUCCCAGUCCUGCUGGGAUGGCUAUUGGGAGAGGGUGAUGACCUCACGGUCUGUGUGGAAAGUGUGCAUCAGGUGGAAGAAGACUACCUGUUUGAAAAAGUAGAAGUCAACUUUUGGGCUGAGACCCUGAUCUUCGUAAAAUAUCUCUACAAGCACCUCUUCUGUCUCCUCUCCAAGUCCAGCUGGCAUCCCCUCAGCCCUGAGAGGCUCUGUCAUCUUCAAAGGACAACGUCAGAGCAGUGCCACCUCCUUUCUCAGCUCUUCAGAGAACUGCCACCAACUGCUGAGUUUUUGAAGACAGUGGAGUUCACAAGAUUGCGUAUUCAGGAGGAAAGGACUUUGGCUUGCCUGAGGCUGCUGGCCUUUCUGGAAGGAAAGGAAAAGGAAGACACCCUCGUCCUCAGUACUUCGGACUCUGUGGCAGAAGCAAAUCUGUUAACUCUUCCAGGAACAGAAACGGCUUGUUGAAGAAAGAAGAUUUGGGGGGUGGGGACAGGUUGGGGGUAGAUUAGUCCCCCACUAAACCUGCAGGAAAUGUGAACAUAAAUCAAAUAUUUUUCCCCUUCAUACCUCCCCCACUUCUGUGAGUCUAGUCCACCUACAGAGGAGUUUUUCUUCAGUUCACUCAUUCAAGGCAGCCUGGUUUAUUGCAGCUACUGUAGGAAGUGAGGCUACCAUGUUGAAUAUUUACUCUGUUCCCAGGUGCAGGCCACCUGCAGGCCUGAAUUAGCCUUUUUUGUCCCCCAGGACUUCUAAUGUCCAGCCAUAGCUGGCCUGCAUUUUCUAUGAAUUGACUACACAGAAUUGAGUUUUAACACAUGAUUCCCCAUCCCCCCCCCCACCUCUUUUUUUUUGGCUGGAUGUAAGAGCUGGAUUAGUUGGCAAACAGCCCACUUGGUCAGAAUUCCAAAUUUUAUUCCAGUUUAGCUAAAGCAGAAAUAUGUUCCAAAUGUUGGAUUCUGAGAUUAAGGAUCAACUUCAAAUAGUUUUGUUUUUAUUGUCUGCAUGUGAGUCCUGCAGUGACCUACACAUGCCAUCCUAAUUAUUAAAAGAGCCAUUGAGAGCUCUUACCGCCUCUUCCCCCCACCCCCAGAGUGUUUGUGCUAAUGCUAGGAUACCUGAUUUUGCCACCCAGUGAAAGCAUAGACUCUUGGCUCUUAAAAAAGGAACCUGGAGAAAGGAGAGCCAGAAUAAAUGAUUUAUUUGAUGCCUACACUGUUUACUAUCAUUUUCUAGGUGGCAAUAACAAGAAGUUUCUCGUUUAAGAUGCCAGAAAACACAUUUAUCCAUUUCAGUAAUUGAAUCUAGAAACCUUAAGGGUUUUCUGCCUUUCCAAGCCCAGCCCUCUUCCUCAGACACCCAGCAGGUGUCACUCUUGCACACAUUUUGCUUCUGGUCCUGUUUUUCAUUGGCUUGACAUUUUUAACUUGUAAUUUCAGGAUAAGUGUAACCCACAGAGAGUUAUCUUGAAAUUCAUAGCUUGGAUGGGUCGCAGCCUCAUCCACAUUCAUUUUUCAUCCUAGUUAUCUAAAAAGUCAUUUCAGUUAAUAGUAUGUAAACUUAGUCUGGCUUUUAGGGUUUAUAAACAUGUUUAAAUCUCAGGUGAGCUGUCACUUAGAAUUAUUUUAUUGAUGUUUGACGGUCUGAAGGGGCAGUUUAGAAGAGAGUUUGAUAUGAUCAUUUCCUACUGCAGAAAUGCUUACAUUUCUAAUAUAAUUUGUCUCUCUCUGAAAGAAUACCACCUAACACUAAAAACACAGCUAUAAUGGAAGUAUAGAGAAAGAGCUCUUUAGGAAGAGGCAGGGAGAAGAGUUAACUUAGUGUCCAAAGUUUUGUCCUAAAGAGAACAGGAAAUUCCCUGGGUAGUUUUGCAAUCAGCUCAAAAUAUGGUUUUUUUUUUUUUUUUUUUGUGAUCCUGAAUUAAUUACCUGGUUAGGCAUCUGUGUAGCCCACACUUGAUGGAAAGUUGCCAACCUAACAUUUCUUUUGUUCUUAGAAGACCUGGCUGGUGAGAAGUCAGGGAAUUGUUGGCAUAAUGUGAUAACCAUGGGAGAAUAAUUAUGAAACUGGCCCCAGUAAGCCCAGUUCAUUAGAAAAGGCCAGUGUUCCUUUUUCUCCAUUUAAAAUGAAAUAAAAGCAGUUACAUAAUAAAAAUAUUUUACACCAGCAGGUACUCCGUAUCAAAGCACAUUGGUACCUUAGCAUGUUUACAUAUUAUCUCCAGAAUCCUUCUACCAACCCUGCAAAGUGGGUAUUCUCAUAGCUGUUGACUAGGAAUUACCCCAGGAUUUUAUCUUGACUGGCUAUGGCCAGCCUGGGAGGGCAGAAAGGACAGAUGUGUCACUGGCUUUGUGUCUGAAAUCUUGUUGACCUUCCAGUAGCAGUGGCAAGGGAAAUGGCUGUCUCACACUUUCCUGAUACAUUACCAGGAAAACUGUAGAAUACCCUCUUGUCAUGGCCCCCCUCAGAAUUUUGUUUUUGGGCUCAUUUCUACAAAGAACAUAACAGUCAGGGUGCUUGAAGUGUCAGCCACAGAAGCUUAGCCCUGUGCAGGGACCAGGGUAGGCUGAGUAGUCAGAGUAAAGUAGUCACCUCUUCUGAGGUCACUGCCCUAGGGUCCACACUCUGCGGACGAAGAUUUGGUGUCCUUAGCUCUACAUUCACGAUUCUGUGGACCUGUACCCAUCUGGCCAUAGUCAAGAGACCUGGCUUUCUCCAUUUUUAUGCUUUGUCAAUUUGUCUUAAUAAAUAAGAUGGAUUAUA